CCCAAGACGGCCCCAUAAGGAGCGUCGAGUCGGCCCCCGUAACCACUUUGGCGUAAGCGCGCUCGGCUCGGGGGCUUCGCCGCGUCUGUCACCGCACGUUUCCAUACGCAGACCAUGAUUGCAUGCACGGUGCUCCUGUCGGUCUUCCUGCAGUCGGGGGGGGAGCUCUUGCCCAGCCCCGACUCCUGCCUCAUCCAGAUCAGCUCGGCGGCCGAGAGCGCCGAGCGGCAGAGGCCCCAGACCACGGCGCCCCCGACGCUGGCGCCGACGCUGGCGCCGACGCCGUCCCCGACGCCGUCCCCGACGCCGUCGCCUGGGGUGUCCUGCGAUUGCCUGAAGGACGCCUGCUUCGAGGCCUACGACCGGGAUUCCGACGAGUGCCUCUCAGCGGGUGAGUGUGCUCUCCAGGCGCCGCUGACGAAUUGCAGCAGCCCGACCUGGGACUUGGACGGGGACGGCUGCGUCAACCUUUCCGUCGAGUGGCCGCUCAUCUUCGACAUGACGAAUGGGAGCGUCUGCCCCGUGGAGGUAAGGCCAGAUGCGCCGGAGUGCGGGGCGGGGUACUACCUCGACGGGAACCCGGUGGCCUGCAUCCAGUGCACUACUGGCGCGACGCGUCGGCGACGCUCGCUCGAAUGCACCGACUGCGAGCCAGGAUAUCUCGAUGCUGGUGACUACGACGACUGCGUCCCUAGUACAAACACUGCGGAAUCUGACGUCCCCGAAAAUUCUUGGAAUUUCCCUGUUAAUGAGCCAGAUGUGCAGCCCGACGAUUGCAUCGACAUCCGCAACGUGUCCGUCGAGACGGAGUGCAACCAGUCCGUCGAGACGGUGUGCGUUGAGAGCGUAACUGGCAAUUUGAUUACCCUCAAGUCGCCAACCCAGAACAGCUACGCGAAGAACUCUGACAUCAUUGUCUCGUGCACGACGAGGGACGGGACGGAGCUCAGCCGCAAGCACAACUCUGACGGAAAGUGCGGGUGCAACUUGGCGACCUGCGACACGACAACGAUGUGUUCCGUCGGCUCCGACAACUGCACAGCCACGUGCAUCCCGACUGGCCCGUACCCGAUCCACCCGACCCCGGCUCCGACCGUGGGUGCCAAGGGCGACCCGCACCUGGUCAACCUGCAGGGCGAGCACUUCGACAUCAACCACGGCGGGGACUUCGUGCUGCUGCGGCUCCCGCAGGACUCCGCAAAGGACGCCGAGCUCCAGCUGUUGGCCACGGUCCAGCCAGAAUUCAAGAAGCCGUGCACCACGUACAUCACACGGGUCGAGCUCUCUGGCUCUUGGCUGGGCAACGUGUCCGUCCAGGUGCGCUCCUACCUCCAGGCCCACCCCAGCCACGAGGGCGCGCACCUGGGGGCCCGCAUCCUGAGCCCUGGGGGCAGAGCGGCACCCUGGCAGAGCAUGGAGGCCUUCCUGGCCGACGGCACCGACCUGGUGCUGUCUGCGCCGUACAGCAACUUCCACGUGUCGCUGUCCAAGAGCCAGUGGUUCCCCAAGAAGGAGACAGUGGCAGGCGCGCCCACUGUGGCCGGGAUGUUUACGCUGAGCGUCCAGCACCGCAAUGCCCCGUCGCCUGCCAAGAUCGUGAUCCGCCAGGACUUGCCCGAGCAGGAGCACCUGAACUUGGCGGUCAAGAGCGUGUCCGCGCUCGGCAGGGUAGACGUGGGCGGCCUUCUCGGCUUCGACGCGCACCCAGCGAGUCUGGAGUACGUCUCGGGCAAGUGCCAGCACCACCGGCUGACGGAGAAGUACAGCGUCGAGAGCCAGGAGGACAACGACUACUACUACAGGCCCUUGUGGAAGCAGCGGUGGCAGGAGGUGAAGCAGAAGCGGAAGCUCGCCGCAGAGGGCGCGGGCGCGCGCGACAACGAGGCGGCUGCCACCCUCAUCGGCAGCAGGGGCUCGAGCUCCAGCCUGGUGUGCAGGUGCCCGACCGCGGGGGGGCCCUGGGCCGAGGGCAUCGUCAUCGAGGAGCCGAGCGCGCUGUUCGCCGAGGCGUCCUGGGACUGAGGCCGCGGGCGAUCCUGGCCGGCCGUCGGGUCUUGCCGAAGCGCUGUGGAGCGUGCAGCACAGAUCGCCGCAGUGGGCUGCUCGAGGAGCUGUGCCGAGGCCGUCGCUUGCAGCGCGUUUGGCGCGCGAGCGGGGCGGGGCGUGGUUGGCGCCCUGGCUCUGCUUGCAUACGCUUGCUAGAUCAGCGCUCGUUUGGAGCGUUGACCGGCGGUUACCAUGCUCGAGGGGAGUAUUUUUGUUGGUCCUUUCGGUUAUCUGAGAGUAUUCUUGGGGAUAGCCAGUGGAGCCAAACAAUUCCCCCCCGAGCACGAUUUUCGGGAGAUCCAGCCCUGUGCCAAGAGGCGUGGGCUUGGAUUUCGAGGGCCUUGCGAAUCUUUUUGCUUCUUUUUGUUGGGUGCUGCCGACUCUCUGAGAGUAUCUUGGGGGAUAGCCCGUAGAGCCAAAAAAUGCCAUCGCCCAGCAUGGUGCUCAGGAAUUGCAGCCCUAUGUCAACAGGCGCGGGAGUGGAGUUUCAAGGGCCUUGUUCGGG
Prorocentrum cordatum is the source of this 2551-nucleotide messenger RNA. Lineage: Eukaryota; Dinophyceae; Prorocentrales; Prorocentraceae. The record is from the annotation of a GenBank genome assembly.